CACAAACCCGUGACGCGCCGAACCGCUCAUUAGCCUCGUCUCCCGCGCCCUGAUUGGCGGGAUGGAGGAAGGGGGCGUGGUUACUGACUGGAUGGCUGGUCUGCAGGGAGGAGCCCUCGCCCCAACCCUGGCAAUUGAAGUUUACACUGACCGAGAGGUUCACGGCACCGUGGGGUCCAAGGUCCACCUGUCCUGCACAUUCUGGUCCAGCGAAUGGAUCUCAGACGACAUCUCGGUGACCUGGCACUACCAGCCGGACAACAGCAGGGACACCUAUUCGAUAUUUCACUUCAGCAAGGGACAAGCCCAUAUAGACGACACAGGGAUAUUUAAGGAUCGUAUAGAGUGGGUAGGGUACCCCCGGAGUAAGGACGGCUCCAUCAUCCUCCACAAUCUAGAAUAUUCCGACAACGGAACCUUCACCUGCGAUGUCAAGAACCCACCGGAUGUGGUUGGAAAGUCAUCGUAUGUUCACCUGCUGGUCUUUGAAAAAGGCCCGGUCCGCGCUGGCCUGGUCCUGGGCAUCAUUAUUGCGGCCGUCCUGGGGCUGGUGAUAAUCGUGGCAAUCCUGGCGUACCUCAUACGUUACUGCUGGCUGAGGAGACAGAUCCGGGUACAGAGGGAGCUCAGUGCCCUAGAAAGAGGGAAACUCCACAAACUAUCCAAACUCUCCAAAAGUGCCAGACAGGCCCCGCUCCUCUCCAUGUUAGACCAAUCCAGAAGCUUCAAAUCCAGCGAUAAGAAACCCAAAGGGAUCGGAGACUCCCGCAAAGACAGGAAAUAGCAAUUAGCAGGCAGGGAAGGUACACAUAAGGCAGAGUCGGAGUCCCCCCGAAGCUCCAAGGUGGUCUACACCAUCGAGAUGGAGCUGCGGGGAGACGAGGACGGGGAUCAGCCCCGCCGAGCCGCUGUAAAGUCUCCCAGCAAGAACAGCCUCAAAAACGCCUUAAAGAACUUAAUCAAAAGUGACUCAGAGAAACACCCUUAAUCCGUCCGAGAGCAGUGGGGCCCCGGGUGUGGACACUUCCACAUUGGUCGGGUCACACCCAACACCCCCCCCCGGAUCCCCACUGGUCUCGCACUGCGGCUAAUGCCUUAUCAUAACAUUUUGUGUAAAUCGUAGACCAUUGUGUAUCGUACCUUUCCCUGCGGGAAACUAGCAAGAACUUUCUGAGAAACCAAGAAUUACAGUAGGACUCCUCCAGGACACCGGGGGGCGCCAUCUUUAUCACUCUAGGGGUGGCUGCAAUGCCAUGUAAUGCAAACUCUACCCAACCAGAGCAGCACUCGGUUAUCAGCAGGAUGCGGGGUAACCAUGGUAGUCACCCACAUCUGGGAUUUGGGGUUCCUCCUGCUGGGACCUGUCUGGGGCCUCAGCCAAUCAGGUGAGGCCUUAUAACAAAGUCACCCUCGUGUACAAGUAUCGCCCUUUCUGCCUCUCUCCAGGGCGAUAUUUCUACAGCUUUAACCCCUUAGCCACCUACCAAUGUCUAAAGGGCUGUUAAGGCAUUAAUGGCUUCUUUUAACCCCAAAGCUGCUGCAUCGGCCAACUGCAGCGUCCAUUGUGGUUUAAAAGAAGAUAUUAAUAACCGGUACCGUAAAUCCCAGAAUAUAAGACACCCCAUCCCCAGGGGCAUCUGGUAGGGUGAUAAUACUGUAAAUAUUAGAUAUUAUACCCAGCAUUUGUCUUUACAUCAUGAUAUCGUAAAUAUCUGUAUAUACGACCAGCUUAGUUUAUCAGCGGACAUAUACUUGACUAUACCGUAAAUACCAGUUUAUAAGCCCAGCGUCAUUCAUCAACCUGAAGAGCUUCUAUGAGGUGAUGAUGCUUAACUCCAGUGUUAUAUACCAUAAAUCCUAGAAUAUAAAUCCUGCCUGAAUACAGUAAAUAACAGAAUAGAAAUCCUCCUUACCAUGUAGUCUCAGAUUGGCUGUUUAUACUUAAUCUUACCCUAAUACCGUAAGUAUCAGACUAUAGAGCCAGCAUGGUUCAUCAUGCUCCUGUGUGAUACCUGUUACCAUAUAUAUGAGAUUAUAGGGCUAUCAGGGUUAAUCACACACUAGUGCAGUGGUCUCCAACCUGCGGACCUCCAGA
Molecule: messenger RNA, 2095 nt
Organism: Hyla sarda
Lineage: Eukaryota; Metazoa; Chordata; Amphibia; Anura; Hylidae
Gene: MPZ
Product: myelin protein zero
Exons: 6
Biological process (GO): myelination
Cellular component (GO): membrane
Source: RefSeq, a predicted model, not a curated record